ACUGCCGAUCCAGUCACGAUUUCUUGUUUCCAAAACCCUGCUUGGCGUAGCUCCGCACCAAUACCCUUAGGUGGCAUCCUUUCAAACUUUUGAAAGUUUGGAAGGAGAGGAAGAUGACAGUAUGACGUGAUCUGGUACCCACAAGGGGUUAGGUGAUUUUUCUCGUCCUGCUUUCUCAUCUGGUAUUAUUGUAGUAGACUCUGAUAAAAACGGCGGACGAGGGAGGAUAAGGAACAGAACCCAUUCUCUCUUUGAAUCCUCCAUUAACGAUUCAGAAGAUUUUGUGUUUCUGGGUUGAUAAAAAAUGACAUUCUUAGAUUCACUCACACCAGAGAUUGUGGGUGUUGCAGUGGCUUUUGUCGCCAUCGGCGCUGGUGCUGCGUAUUUCUAUCUCAACAAGAAACCCAAAGGUUGUUUAGACCCAGACAACUUCAAGGAGUUUAAGCUGGUCAAGCGGACUGCACUUAGCCACAAUGUGGCUGAGUUCCGAUUUGCUCUUCCUACACCUACUUCAGUGUUGGGUCUUCCGAUUGGCCAACAUAUGAGUUGCAAGGGAAGGGAUGGCAAUGGCGAAGAAGUUAUCAAACCUUAUACUCCAACUACUUUGGAUUCAGAUGUUGGAUACUUUGAACUUGUUAUAAAGAUGUAUCCUCAAGGAAGGAUGUCCCACCAUUUCAGAGAGUUGCGUGUAGGUGAUUACCUUGCUGUAAAAGGACCUAAGGGUCGUUUCAAGUAUCAACCUGGGCAAGUAAGAGCUUUUGGAAUGCUUGCUGGAGGCUCUGGCAUUACUCCAAUGUUUCAGGUCACUAGAGCCAUAUUGGAAAGCCCAAAAGACAAAACCAAGGUGUAUCUUAUCUAUGCCAAUGUCACAUUCGAAGAUAUUCUUUUGAAGAAAGAGCUGGAUGGCCUUGCAACUAACUACCCUGACCGCUUCAAAGUCUACUAUGUUCUGAAUCAGCCUCCUGAGGCAUGGAAUGGCGGUGUUGGUUUUGUCUCAAAGGAAAUGAUCAAAACCCAUUUACCAGCACCUGCAUCUGAUAUUCAGAUUUUGAGGUGUGGCCCACCACCCAUGAACAAAGCCAUGGCUGCUCACCUUGAUGACCUCGGAUACACCUCGGAGAUGCAGUUCCAGUUCUGAUUUUUCCUAGGGUUUAUCCUUUUAUUCCUCAUGAUUACCAUGCGAGGAAAAAGGAGUCCCGUUAAUCCAUGGGUUGAACAAGAAAUACGUUGCCUUUUGACAUUUUCCAGUGGAAUUCCUUAGCGUGAGAACGUAUGCAAUUCCUAAUUUUCAGACUAGAAAAAAUAAGGGGAAAGGUGAUAUUCUAGUGUAGCUUUUUUAUUCUUUCUGAAUCAAACGUCUCCAAAUCCUGGCCAAUUAUAUAGAAUUCACAUCAUGAUGGCCCUUUGAAGAGUAGUAUCACCUUAAUUUCUUCUUACA
This is a messenger RNA of Macadamia integrifolia, 1438 nucleotides long. RefSeq names its product NADH--cytochrome b5 reductase 1-like. NCBI's taxonomy places the organism in Eukaryota, Viridiplantae, Streptophyta, Magnoliopsida, Proteales, Proteaceae. The record is from RefSeq and is a predicted model, not a curated record. The coding region runs from base 305 to 1138 and encodes 277 amino acids. Gene Ontology annotation, biological process: electron transport chain. The transcript has 10 exons. Gene Ontology annotation, molecular function: cytochrome-b5 reductase activity, acting on NAD(P)H.